Penicillium daleae is the source of this 3372-nucleotide messenger RNA. Its product is annotated as NPA1/URB1 family protein. The transcript is spliced from 5 exons. Gene Ontology annotation, biological process: maturation of LSU-rRNA from tricistronic rRNA transcript (SSU-rRNA, 5.8S rRNA, LSU-rRNA); maturation of 5.8S rRNA from tricistronic rRNA transcript (SSU-rRNA, 5.8S rRNA, LSU-rRNA). NCBI's taxonomy places the organism in Eukaryota, Fungi, Ascomycota, Eurotiomycetes, Eurotiales, Aspergillaceae. The coding region runs from base 1 to 3372 and encodes 1123 amino acids. The record is from RefSeq and is a predicted model, not a curated record. Gene Ontology annotation, cellular component: nucleolus.
AUGGCGCACAUUGCCGAGCAUCCCUCUCGGGCAAAGCGUAGAAAGCUUGACGAUGAGCAGGGCAGCGAGGAUGUCAAUUUCACCUCUCCCUCCCAACUGCGCGAACUCCUAGUUUUCCAGCAGAACGCCCCGGCCGCCAAGCAAGGCAUCCUCAAAUUCAAGGAAUUUCUAGUAUCAAUUGGUCAGACCGAAAAGGAGAGCGACAAGGCCCAGAAGCUUCGUGUGCUGAAGGGCUAUUGCGAUAAGCAAAUUACCCCCGGCAAAGAGGAAGACUCCUCGGUCUGCUUCCCGGACCUCAUUCAGACCUGGAGCUUCGCCGAUAGCAACAACAAUGAGCCACUACUAACUAAUAUUCCCUCUGUUCUGGCGAUUUUUCUGAAGACUAUCUCCCGCCAGCUCGAAUUCCGGGAAUUCGGGAUCGCUCUGUGCAAGCAUCUGCUGCAGAAGGACCAACUCAGACUUUUCAACCGUGGCUUGACGGCCACAAAGACAAAGGAGCACCUGAUUUCUCCUUGCUUGCGUCUUCUCACAGAAAUCGUCACCUAUGACGGUGGUGCCGUGGCUCGAAAGCUGUACAUCAGUCGUUAUAUCACCUUCAAGCGAUUCGAAAUCUUUUUGACACCUAGCAAGCUGCAGCUUGAGGCCGCAGAAGAGGAUGCACCGAAGUCGACGCUCCGACGAAACGCUGUGAAAUAUCUGCUUGCCAAUUUGAGAGUCCAACAAACCUUGGAAAAAAGCGAUAUCCUCGAGCAGCCCAAACUGACUCGAGCGCUGCUUGAACACGUCCGGAAAGAUUCUCGGGCGGACGCCUUGGAAGUCAUCAAAGCAAUUGAGCGCGACAUCGUGCAAGAUGAAUCAUUGCCACGCAAAUCAAAGAGCAAAUUCUUCAACCGAUGGAACCUGGAGAAGUUGGUGACGCUGUAUGGCUAUGACCGUGAGUCUGACGAACCCAAUCCGGAGGGGAUCUUGAUUGCCAACGAGAUUCACCGGGUCCUGAUGAAUGUCUGCAAGACCUCUGGUCUUGGUGUUCUACUUCCCGAGACAGGCUGGUAUCCUGUUGGGACUGACCCCGAGACUGUGCCAAUUGAGGAUGGUGAGUGUAUCGAACUGGGUCUCGACUCACCUAUUCACGUCGACAAGUACCGGGAGUCCGUUCCUGUACGGAACAAUUCCUUGUCUCAUCUGAUUCAAUGCCUUCGCCCGGAUGUAGACAGCCUGCAGAUUGAGUUGCUGGUCACCAUUUUCAAGGUCGCUCCGGAGCUGAUCGCCGACUUCUUUACCAAGAAGACUAUGUUCACCGCAGACCCCAAAGCCACCCCGUCGUGGAUGGCAGAGUCUGCUUUCCUCUUCUCAACUGUGCAGCUACCUGUGCCCACCAACUGCGGCUGGAAGGACAAGCUGCCGGCCCUGCCGCCUCCCGUGUCCAUUGUUAUCGAGAAUGUUCUUCCUCGUCCUCUUAGCCAGAAAACCAUGACACGGUGCCUGAACCAAAAUGCGGAGAUCAUUACCCUGUUCGCCGUGCGAAUCCUGACUCUUGCUUUUACGAAACUGCGAGCUGUUCUGAAGAUCUUCCGAGCUGAUCAUGGACAAGCUCAGCUUUUCUGGAAUCAGGCCUCCACCAAGCUGUUAGCCGAGUUCUCUCGUCGGAUCCCAGUCGUUAAAGAUGCGAUCCUACUGUUCCGACGAACUGCCAAGGAUGAUUUACAGCAGCAAGAGGCUGUUGCAGAGCUCUUGGCUUGUUAUUACGAAGUCAUGCCUGAUAUUGCGUUGGAGGAAAAUUUCGAUGUCUCAUUAGUUUUAGUGGAUGUUUUGAAGCGCCUGGAGGAGCCCAAGCUCAGCGCUGAUGACUCUGAGAUGCUCCUCAGCCAGUUACAGAGUGUUCUCCAGAUCGCACAGCAGUCUGCCUCAAUGAGGUGGUGGCAGAAGCCAGCUUCUAUGCAAUACUCGCCAUUCACCUCAAUCCUCAAGGUUCUCGUAGAAACUUCUGACAAGGACUCUGCGCGUCGCAUCUCGGCUCUGCUCAUGUCUGUCCUUGCGGAAAACUCCGUCUUGCAGAACUUACCGCAGUCAUUCAACGCACUUUUGUCCAGUCUUGAAGAUUCCGAAUCCGACACACUACACAAACAGUUACUUUUCAUUGAUAACUGCGUGUCCCGAGCUGCGAAGAAGCCUGUCCACUAUUUGGACUUGAUCGGAUCUACCUCCCAAGAUGACACUGCGACCAGCCCUCUUGUUGCAGCUAUCGUUGAACAAUGGCCUUUUGUUGUAAAGGCCGGGGAUGAGUCUGAUGAAGUAGCCACUGGAACAUGGAUUGCCAAGGUGCUUGCGCAUUUGAAACAUGCCGGAGAAAACUCGGUUGCUUUGAAGGCUGCUCGUGAUGCCUUGGUUGAAGCUACCGAGACGAAGAAAACCCGCUCUUUGAUCAAGAAAUGUUUCAAGGGACAAGAGGAAGCUGAUGAUGAAGACAAAAUGGACGUGGAUUCUGGGCCCACUCCACCGACGUCGUCCGACAAGGCCUCAACAGUAGAUCUUGAUGAGAUCUUCGGCUUCCUGCCUACUGAAGGUACCACACAUAAUGCAUUGCACAGAUGGGAGAGAGAGGACAUAGAGCAAGCAGUUGAGCAAGGCCGUAUUGCCGAGCUGAUGCUUUGUUUGUGCUCGGAGUACGAGGAAGUUCGGAGACAGGCAUUCUCCAAGAUCGCUCGGUUUAUGGUCCAGCUGAAGGAAUCAAAAUACGUGGAGUGGCGUACCGUAUAUACUCUGACGGGUGAACUUCUUGAGACUGUCAAUCAGAUCGGUCUUGAGGAGCCUAUCCCCUGGAUCAUUGGCGAAUGUGCCUCCAACUGCCUGAAUAUCCUUACCCACCCCUUGCACAAGGUGUAUGGAAAGGUCAACAAGUUUUUGCAAAAAUCCCCUGUAUGGGAAGUUGAGAAGAUUCCUUCGUACUGGAUCGACAAGAUUUUCCUCAACGAGCCUGAGUUGGAUGACGGCUAUGUCGACGAGAUCGACUGGCUGCUGGGACUAUUUGUGAAGAGUCUCCGCACUAAAGCCGAUAUGGAAAUCUACAGACGUGCGAACGUCUUUGAACGCAUUCUCUCACUUUACCAGUCCCCGACUCUUGGCGAAGCGGCGCGACGAAAGAUUCUGCAUAUCAUUUACCGAGCUGCACAAGUUGGUGGAAGCACUACACUGAUUACCCGCGCGGCAGUCAUUAGCUGGAUCCAAGUUCAAGUUGCAGAAGCUGAUGUGAAGGAAGUGGCAUUGCUCGUGGCCUUGGCGCGGAAACUAUAUGAAACGUCUGACCGUGAGCGAGUCGAUGCGUGGAGCGCUGGAACUGUCGAGCAUGCUCUAAAAGAGAUCUCUCAUUCCUGA